Exophiala mesophila is the source of this 1095-nucleotide messenger RNA. RefSeq lists its product as uncharacterized. NCBI's taxonomy places the organism in Eukaryota, Fungi, Ascomycota, Eurotiomycetes, Chaetothyriales, Herpotrichiellaceae. The coding region runs from base 1 to 840 and encodes 279 amino acids. The transcript has 3 exons. The record is from RefSeq and is a predicted model, not a curated record. Gene Ontology annotation, biological process: nucleotide metabolic process. Gene Ontology annotation, molecular function: ATP:ADP adenylyltransferase activity; ATP binding.
AUGGUCAGAAGCGAGCUUGAGGCUCGCGCACUGGCGCAAUUCGAUAGCCUGGUGGAAAAGGGUGAACUCUUCUGGGAACCCAGCAAAGAGAUCAAAGUCGAGCAACAACCUUUCGAUGUCUACUUCCGCAUCUCAGCCACAACACAGCAAAAGCCAUACAACCCCAACGACACGUCACGCAGACCCGGGUUUUUGGACGACGACCCGGAAUUCACACUAUGUCACGUGACGCCCAACCACAAACUCAUCAUGAAUAAAUUCUGUUGGCUCCGGCCACAGAUGAUCCUCCACACACUUGAUUUCCAGAGCCAGACCGACAUGCUUGCUCGUGAUGACUUUGAAGCCGCGAUUUCUGUCGUCAAGCAAUUAGGCGAGCGGUAUAUGUUGAUCUUCAACGGCGGGCCUGAUGCGGGUAGUAGUGUGGCACAUAAACAUCUACAGGUGUUUCAACGACCGGAGUGGAAGACGGCGAUUGAUCGAGUUGUGGAGGGAGAAGAGGUGGAUUUGCCGUUUACGUACCGUUUGUAUCGGCUGACUGAGUCGUGUCAGGGGGAUAAAUUGUAUGAAGAGUAUCGGGCGAUGUGUGAUGAGUUGGGGAUUGUUAAUGGAUGUCCUCAUAAUUUGUUGCUGGUUAGGGAGUCGAUGGUUGUUAUUCCGAGGUCGUGUGCUACUAUCAAAGGGGAUAUUGAUGGGGCUUUGAUUCAAGGUGGAGCCAACGCUAUGCUUGGUAUGCUGUGGUUGAAAACGCCUCAACAACUGGAAAACUGGAAAUCAUACGGUCCCAUCAAGGCUUUGACUGAUUUCGGCGUCGUUCCCAAGACACAAAACGGCAGGGCUUGAUACAUGUCUUUUCUCUUCUUUUCUCUUCUUUACAUGAUGACGAACGGGGUACACACGAACAUACGACUGGGUUUAGACGGAUGACGGAUAAGGAUAAAGCCUCAAAGGUAGAUUUAGAGAUGGACUGGUAUCAGGAUUAUAGAUUUUGGAUAAACACAUGUGCCACGAAGGCUGGCCGGGCUGGGUUUGCUAGAUACCUAGACAUAGACAUACACAGAUGGAGUUUCUCAAGUAAAGAUAUGCUGGAUUAAACAG